AUGAUCAAAGUUAGCAAGUGCGAGGAAGAGAAAGAGAGACUCCAAAAGGAAAUAAUUUCUAUCACCAAAAACCUCCAGAGGGCAAAACAAUCUCAACAAUUUCCGAGUGUCGUCGCUCUCUUCCAGCAACAGCUUGACGCGGCCAAAGAUGAAUUGGUCAACCAUGUCAAAUCGAUCACCCAGCAUCGAUCACUUUGCAAUCAGGCAGAGGAUAAUUUUAAUUCGACAAUGUUGCACUUGGAGUCUAAUCUCCUGCUCGAAAAAAUACCCGAGAGAGUCGGAAACUUGGAAUCCACAAUCAAGGCAACGGGGCAAGGCCCUGCCCCAACCAUCAGCAGGGAUAACCUAAUGACAGGGGAUGUCGAAAUCGGACGAGUCCAAGCGGACAUGCAAGCCCGGGAUAAAACUAUCGCUGAACUCAAAGCAAAGCUGGACAAAGUGCAGCAUGCCCUCGAGAACCCGAAUGGAUUGGCGGAAGCGCUGGGAUACAUGAAUAAGAUUGCGAAUUCAGUUGCUCUUCAAUCCAAAUGGAAGAGCCAAUUCACGAACAAAAUUGCAAGCAUUGAUGCUGAAUUGAAAGCUGCCGAUAAGACUCUUGAUGAAAAGAUUACUAUCAUGAAGAAGAUGGUCGACACAGUUGAGGAAGAACUGAAAGUUUCCAACCAGCAGCUAGAGACCAAAAUUUUGGAUCUUGGUGGCAAAAUGAGAACUACGAAUGGACAGCUUAAGGGCAAGCUUUCUUCCAUUGAAAGUGACAUCAGGUCCCUUAGUGCUACGCGACAUGAUCUCAACAAUAGCGCGUCAACUCAAAUUUCACAAGUUGAAACUGACUUGGCAGCCCAAAGGAGGCAAACCACGGAGCAAAUUACCGCCCAAGAAGAUCUCCUAGCCUCACUCAGAACCCAACAACAAAACCUUGAUAACGGUGGCCGGGUCUCAUCAGAAACAACUCCAACUCCCCACAGCGGGGUGCUUACAAGAGUGACGUCUCUAGAAAAGAGACUGCAGACCCAAGCAGACCUCCUAAACAAUGUCAAGAACCUCCAUCAUGACGUAGAUGUCAUUCGUGUGGCCGAGUUGAACACCUUCCGCAAGAACCAAGAGUCGAGCCAAACUUUACUCGGAAUCAAACAGGAUGACACUUUGAAAAUGGUGAAGGACCUGACCACGAAAUUUGAGGCAACAACCAAAUAUCAGACGACACUUGGCACGGACCUUAACCAACUUAGGGGGUCGUUGCCAGGGAGCUUCGAGCGGCUCCGAACCCACCUUCAAAGUGGAUUAGAUGGAUUCAAAACCCGCCUUGCUCCGGUCUCCGGCCUUGCUCAGGCUGUAACAAAGUUCGAGAGUAAAAUUGAAUCUCUCAACAGGGCCAUUCGCUCACUAGAAACACGAUAUACAAAUAUUACCACAGGCGACUUGGUCAAUUCCAUGGCACAUGCCAUGCAGCAAAUGUACCCCUCUGUUGAUCAACUGAGUCAACAAUUGACGGCCUACCGGACUGAAAUUGAAGCCCGGAUUUUUGCGCUCAAGACAGAUGCUGAUGCGAUCAAGGUAGACUCAGAGUUGUUCAAGGCAGAUAUGAACCGGUUUAAAGCAGAUGCACAAAAGGCUCAGGCUAGCGCGGAAACUUCUCUGGCAGCUCAGAUAUCACCGGAGCAGCUCCGGGAUUUGACCGAGCUGCCCAUUUUGCUCCAACAUGUCAAGGACAUUUCAGACAAGCUUGCACCGAUUCAAACACUCAUCCACGAGCAUGGUGAUGAGUUGCAGAAAAAUCUUGAACUGCGGAACGAAUUGCAAAACAGGAUCACAGCUCAAGACGACACUAUCGAAGGCAUCGCUCAAAAGGCCGAUGAGCAGGGUGAAGAAUUUGGAACAAUCGCUGAGUUUGCGAAACGGAUCGAUCCAUUGAUCAUUAAGGUCGAUGAUCACAUCUCACAACUCCAAGAGGUUCGACGAACCAUCGACGAGUUAACUACAGCCGCGGCGGAGAGAAACACUACCACGCGCGAGAACCUUGGCACGAUCUGCACACGGCUGGAAGUACUCGAAGGUCGGAACGAAACCGAAUAUGAAAAUCUCGAUAAACUUCGGACAGAGCUAAAAGAUCUGAAAGAUCAGCUUACGACGGAAGAUCCAUAUCUCGACGAAGUCCGGAAAAAGCUGAAAGCCUUAGCGGACAGAAACAACGCGGAGGAUGCAGGUCUUGACGGACUCAGGACACAGCUGAAAGACCUCAAAGAUCGAUAUGCAACCGAAGAUAACGAUCUUAUCAGACUCCGAGAACAGGUGAAAGCCCUUGAAGGCCAGAAACCAACAGUAUCACUGGAGAAAUUCACUGAGCAGGGGAAUGAGGUCAAGAUGUACAUUAAGCGCCUGAGGAACGCUGAAGACAUCUUCAAGGCGCUUGCAGGAGGAGAGAAGAUUUCUGAUGUUCUCGAUAAACUGGAGGAGAGCAUCAAUGGGCAGGAAAGCCUUCAAUCCUUAGCAAAUAGUCGUUCUUUUACACCGACGCCUAGCGCAACACCGAGGACAGUUCCCACGGGCCCUACUCUAGGUGGAUACCAGCCGGUUGAGUUCAGCGUGAAGGGCCAGGCCGACACUUCGACACCAAGCGUUUUGAAAUCGACUCACUCUGCAAUGCAAGCUCGACAGCCUUCACAAACACCCAGAGGACCCAGCAUCAGUCAUCCAUCGCCGUAUUCUGGAAAUUCCGCUGAACCCCGCCAGUUUCAAUAUUUGAAAGGAAAGCGACGGGCAUCCUCUGGAAUAGACUCUGAUGACGAAAGAAGUACAACUAAAUCCUCUUCGCUUAUUGAUCCUUCUCCUGCUCCUAGCUCUUCUGCCUCGGCACCCUUUACCCCAGGCUCUAGCAAAACGGAGAAGAAGAAGGCAAAGAAGAGGGCAGAGCAGGCAGAAGAGAAUUCCAAGACCUCAAGCAGACCAGGGAAGAAGCGGAAGCGGAACAAGCAGGAUGAGUGA
Molecule: messenger RNA, 2982 nt
Organism: Penicillium digitatum Pd1
Lineage: Eukaryota; Fungi; Ascomycota; Eurotiomycetes; Eurotiales; Aspergillaceae
Source: RefSeq, a predicted model, not a curated record